CUUAAUUUAAAUGCAUCAGAAGGGACAUCCCCCAAAUGUGGGCUUUUUGUGCUUCAAAAUUCUGCUUCUGGAUCUUCCUUCACUUCUACUUCUUUACAGUUAUAACUUCAUUUUCUUGUUAUUGCUCCAGUUGCCUCCAGGUGGUUUUACUUCAGCUGAGCUAAUCUUUCACUGUUUUUAAGUCUUUAUUUUUGGCUGAAACUUGAUUUGAAGUUGAUAUCUUGGGAGGAAAUUCUUGGGGUUAGAGAGAGAAAGAUAUGGCUAUAGCAAGAUUUGGGCGCCAAGUGAAGCGCUCUUAUCAGUCGUAUGGGUUCUGCGUGAAGUUGUCAGCAGUUGUAAUCUUGGGCCUGUGUUUUGUACUUGUGUGGUCUCUGUUUUCAAAUUUUUCAGUGACUUCUCAAAGGGAAAGUUUUGAUGAUAUUGCUGAGCCAGUACCUGCAUCGAAUUGGAAAGUCAGUGAUUUUCAAACUCAUUCUAACAAGAUUGAACCGAAGAAAGGCCAAGAAAGUGAUGACCGGAGAUUUAGGUCUGGAUUGGAUGACAAAGACAAGAAAAUUAAUAAUGGGUCUGUGCCAUUGAAGCCUGAGAAAAAGCCAGAAAACUUGAAUGCUAAAGCUUCUGGGAAAAGUGGUGAUGGAAAUACAAAGUUGCCGGAAAAGGGGGGUGAAAAGGAAAAUCAAGAAAAUGAGGGAUCUGAGGUGGAGGAGGUAAUUAAAGAAAAGGAGGACAAUGAAGGGAAUGAUAAAGAAGGUGAAGAUGUGGAUAGUGAUGUCAAUGCAAAUGAGACUGUGGAAAGAAAUGUUGAUUUGAUUGAUACAGAUGACUUGGAUCAGGAAGCUGUUGAUGAAGAUGAUGGAGGAUUGAGGAACAGAAAGAAGAAGAAGAAAUUGGGUCCAGUAUUUGAUCCUAAAGUACAAUAUACGUGGAAAUUAUGCAACACAAGGAGCAAGCAGAACUACAUUCCUUGCAUUGAUAUUGAAUCUGCCACGGGAAGAUUGCUGAGUUACCGGCAUCACGAAAGGAGUUGCCCUAGAUCAGCUGUUAUGUGUCUUGUUCCCCUUCCCCAUGAUGGUUACGGGGAUCCAGUGCGCUGGCCUGAAAGCAAAACAAAGAUAUUGUAUCAAAAUGUGGCACAUCCAAAAUUAGCUGCAUAUAUUAAGGCACAGGAUUGGUUGGUAGAAUCUGGAGAAUAUCUCACUUUUCCACAGAAUCAGUCUGUAUUCAAGGGUGGAAUUCAGCACUAUCUAGACUCCAUAGAAGAGAUGGUACCAGACAUUGAAUGGGGAAAAAACAUUCGCAUUGUUCUAGAUAUGGGAUGUAAAGAUUCGAGCUUUGGAGCUUCUCUACUUGAGAAGGAUGUCUUCACACUUACACUCGGCUUGAAAGAUGACCUAGUGGACCUAGCACAAGUUGCCCUUGAGCGUGGAUUCCCUGCAGUAGUUAGCCCUUUUGCAACUCGAAGGCUUCGUUUUCCAAGUGGAGUCUUCGAUGCAAUUCAUUGCAGUGAAUGCAGUGUUUCUUGGCAUUCAAAUGGUGGUAAACUUAUCCUUGAGAUGAAUAGGAUACUGAGACCUGGAGGGUAUUUCAUUUUAUCAACAAAGCAUAACAGUAUUGAAGCUGAAGAAGCUUGGUCCACAUUGACGGUAUCGAUUUGUUGGAACAUCCUAGCUGAUAAAACCGAUGAGGUUAGUGACAUAGGUGUCAAGAUAUAUCAAAAGCCAGAAAUGAAUGACAUAUAUGAACUGAGACGAAAGAAAGUACCACCUCUCUGCAAGGAAAAUGAGAACCCCGAUGCUGCCUGGUAUAUUCCACUGAAAACUUGUCUGCACACCAUUCCGGAAGCCAUUGAACAACGUGGGACUGAGUGGCCUGCAGAAUGGCCAAAGAGGCUUCAUACCUUUCCCGACUGGAUGAACAACAGAGAGAAAUUGAUUGCCGACACUAAGCACUGGAAAGCUAUUGUGAACAAUUCUUAUCUAAUAGGAAUGGGCAUCGAUUGGUCGACUAUCAGGAAUGUAAUGGACAUGAAAGCCAUAAGUGGAGGAUUUGCAGCUGCACUUUUGGACCAGAAGGUUUGGGUUAUGAACGUGGUCCCAGUUCAUGCACCAGAUACACUUCCCAUAAUUUUUGAACGUGGGCUUGUCGGCAUUUACCAUGACUGGUGUGAAUCUUUCGGUACUUACCCAAGGUCUUAUGACCUUCUCCAUGCUGAUCAUCUCUUCUCAAGGCUUAAGAACAGAUGUAAGCAGCCCAUAGUGAUUGUUGUCGAGAUGGACCGCAUACUAAGGCCUGGAGGUUGGGCAAUUGUUCGCGACAAAGUAGAAAUUCUUAAUCCUCUAGAAGAAAUCUUGAGAAGCCUCCACUGGGAAAUCAGAAUGACUUUUGCACAAGAUAAGGAAGGCAUCCUAUGCGCCCAGAAAACCAUGUGGCGGCCCUGAUUGUGUUAUCACAGCUAGCAUUGUACAUUUUCUAUCUUAUUGAUAAUACUUGACCACGUAUACGAAGGAAGGGUAAAUCUCCCCAUUCCUCUCAAACCAAUUUUGCAAUAACUUUGUUCUUGAGUUUUUCUCGUUUUCAUUGUAUUCUUUUCUGAACUCGAAUAGAUGAUUACUCGACCGAGGCUGUUGUACACUAACUUCUGGAGUCACUGUUGCAUAUUAUUGAAAGGAGAAACUGAAUUUUGUAUAGCAA
Molecule: messenger RNA, 2691 nt
Organism: Sesamum indicum (sesame)
Lineage: Eukaryota; Viridiplantae; Streptophyta; Magnoliopsida; Lamiales; Pedaliaceae
Product: S-adenosyl-L-methionine-dependent methyltransferases superfamily protein
Cellular component (GO): trans-Golgi network; endosome; cytoplasm
Molecular function (GO): methyltransferase activity
Source: RefSeq, a predicted model, not a curated record